Sardina pilchardus (European sardine) is the source of this 6262-nucleotide messenger RNA. RefSeq names its product histone deacetylase 6 (gene hdac6). The record is from RefSeq and is a predicted model, not a curated record. Gene Ontology annotation, biological process: negative regulation of transcription by RNA polymerase II. The transcript has 28 exons. Lineage: Eukaryota; Metazoa; Chordata; Actinopteri; Clupeiformes; Clupeidae. Bases 92 to 3442 code for a protein of 1116 amino acids. Gene Ontology annotation, molecular function: histone deacetylase activity; transcription factor binding; zinc ion binding. Gene Ontology annotation, cellular component: histone deacetylase complex.
CCUCUUCUUGCUUUGUAAAUGGUUAACUAGCAUAUGGACAACAUAUCAUCAAACACGGCUGCAGAGACUAAAGUGAAGGUGUGAGAUUGAGAUGGAUACUGGCACCGACCCCUCCGGACCCAUAGUGUCCAAAGGUUCUGCCAGAUCGCCACAGACGACAGAUAUUACAACCAAAAGGGAAAGCAAUAAGGGUAAAGGCAAAAAGUCCACCCUUCAGGAAGCGAGAAGAAAAGGAAGAAUGGACAGAAGCAAAGGAGAAGAAGAGCUAAGCAAUCAGCUAAAAAACAUGGAUUUGCACAGCCAGACUAAAGCUGCAGGAACAGGUCUCGUUUCCUCAGACAUUUUCACCCAGUACCACUGCCUUUGGGAUACAAGCCACCCAGAAUGCCCGGAGAGAGUCACUACUGUGAUGGGCAUGGCUGAAAAGCAGGGCCUGCUUGCUCGCUGUGUGAGGGUCGAGCCAAGAGUUGCCACAGAGGAGGAGCUGUUGCUUGUUCACACAAAGGAAUAUAUUGAGCUCAUGAUGCGAACAGAGAAGAUGACGGAAGAGGAGCUGAAGUCUCUCGCUGACACCUACGACUCCAUCUACAUCCAUCCAAAUUCUUUGCAAUGUGCUACCUUGGCAGUGGGCGGCGUCCUGCAGCUUGUAGAUAAGGUGAUGACGUCAGAGCUCCAAAAUGGCUUCUCAAUUGCCAGGCCACCAGGUCACCAUGCCCAGGCUGACCAAAUGAACGGCUACUGCAUGUUCAAUAACCUGGCAGUAGCAGCACGCUAUGCUCAGAAGCAUCAUGGGGUGAAACGAGUCUUAAUUGUGGACUGGGAUGUGCAUCAUGGGCAAGGAAUCCAAUACAUUUUUCAAGAGGAUCCAAGUGUGCUGUACUUCUCCGUGCACCGGUAUGAGCAGGGGGCAUUCUGGCCUCACCUUAAGGACUCGGACAGCAGUGCAAUUGGCAGCGGUCCAGGAGAGGGCUACAAUAUCAACCUGCCCUGGAAUCAGACGGGAAUGAAAGAUGGAGACUACCUGACGGCGUUCCACCAGCUGCUCCUGCCUGUGGCCUAUGAGUUCCAGCCAGAUUUGGUGUUGGUGGCAGCAGGUUUUGAUUCUGUGGCAGGUGACCCCAAGGGAGAGAUGUCUGCCAGUCCUCAGUGUUUUGCUGUUCUUACUCACUUGCUAAAAGGUUUAGCUCAGGGUAGACUGGUGCUUGCCCUUGAGGGAGGAUAUAACUUGGAAUCAACGGCGAAGGGUGCCUGUGCCAGCCUGAAGUCGUUACUGGGGGAUUCCUGUCCCCGUCUCAGCACACCUGUGGUUCCGUGUACAAGUGCCCUGAAGUCCAUCUCCGAGACCAUCACCGCCCUUUAUCCAUACUGGACCUGCCUUCAAACAUUUGAGGGAGGUCCCCUACCACAGCAGGAUGAAGGAAACGAGGAGCAGCCAGAAAGCCAGCUCACUGGUCUGGUGUAUGACCAGAGGAUGAUGGAGCACCACAACAUGUGGGAUGGUCAUCACCCAGAACAGCCAAUGAGGAUCGCUCGCAUCUUCUCACGCCAUGAGAACCUGGGACUGGUUAGCCGAUGCCACAGCAUACCUGCUCGCCUGGCCUCGGAAGAAGAGCUGGCUCUCUGUCACAGCGAUGAGCACAUCCAGAAAAUCAAGGGCACGGAGGGCAUGAAGCCCCGAGACCUGCACCGUCUGGGAGGAGAGUACAACUCCAUCUACAUCAACAACGAGAGCUACAAGUGUGCUCGACUGGCCGCAGGGGCCUGCUUCAACGCAGCACAGGCUGUUCUCACCGGACAGGUGAGAAACGCUGCGGCCAUCGUUCGGCCUCCUGGUCACCACGCGGAGGCGGACAAGGCGUGCGGCUUCUGCUUCUUCAACACGGCAGCGCUGACCGCCCGCUACGCCCAGAGCCUCUCGCCCAGCCACAGACCGCUGCGCGUGCUCAUCCUGGACUGGGACGUCCACCACGGCAACGGCACCCAGCAUAUAUUCGAGAAGGACGACAGUGUGUUGUACAUCUCGCUACAUCGAUACGAGGAUGGCACGUUCUUCCCCAACUCUGAGGAUGCUGACUAUGACAAAGUUGGGGAAGGCAAAGGUCGCGGCUUCAACGUCAACAUUCCCUGGAACGGGGGGAAGAUGGGAGACUCGGAGUACCUGGCAGCCUUCCACCACAUUGUCAUGCCCAUCGCCAGGGAGUUUUGCCCAGACCUGGUGCUGGUGUCCGCAGGCUUUGAUGCUGCCCGGGGAGAUCCUUUAGGAGGCUACCAGGUGACCCCGGAGGGCUACGCCCACUUCACCCAUCAGCUCAUGACCUUGGCAGCCGGAAGAGUGAUCAUCAUCCUUGAGGGUGGCUAUAACCUGACCUCCAUCUCUGAGUCCAUGGCUAUGUGCACUAGCAUGCUACUGGGAGACCCUUCGCCACGGCUGCCGUCCCUGCCCCCUCCACAUCCCAACGCAGCCAUCAGCAUCAACAACGUCCUGCGUGCUCACGCCCCCUACUGGAGCUCUUUGAGAAUGCAAAUUCCCCAGUCCCUCCGGCUGUCUUUACCUUCACCUAAAACCAGAGGGAAGCGGACACCUGUCGGAAAAGACAAAAGGACCUCGAGGCAGUCGACUCCCGCCAAAAGCCCGGGGCAGGUGUUUUCACCAGAAGCAGCCUCCCCUGUGGCCCCGUCACCGGGCACUGACCAUGAACAGUCAGGCCUGGAGGACCUCACCAAGGGCCUGCUCUCGCUAGACCUGAACACAACUACCUCAGCCAAUAGCAGCCCGUCAUCUGUUCCUGUGGGAGGAGCUAGACGGAAGGUCAAGCCAAGUCCUCAAAAAGGAUCAGAUAUGAAGAAGGGAGCAUCGCCCCAGAACGUGACCUCAGACAACAUGGAGGAAGAGGACGAGGAGAGCAAAGACAGCCCACAGGGGGAUGCACAAAGCACAGAUGACAUGCAGACAGCUGCUGAAACAGGCACAGCGGCCACAGCAACAAGUGGUGACCAAGACAGUGUGGAACUGGAGGGAGCUUGCGGCACAUCAAAUAAUAUUUUUAUCAUCUGUGGAGGCGAAGACAUGGAUUCAGGUGCAGUGCAGCCUCUGACUUGGUGCCCCCAUCUGGAGGCACUGAAGCCGGUCCCCCCUACAGGCAUCAACAUCCAGCAGCCAUGUGACGAGUGUGGCUCAGAGGAGGAGAACUGGCUCUGUCUCCUCUGUUACAAGGUGCUCUGUGGCCGCUUCGUCAAUGAGCACAUGGUGAUGCAUGGCGUGGUCUCUGGCCAUCCCCUGGUGCUGAGUUUCGCUGAUCUCUCUGUGUGGUGCUACCCAUGCGAGGCCUACAUCGACAACAAGGCCCUGUAUGAAGCCAAGAACACGGUGCAUUUGGCCAAGUUUGGCCAGGACAUGCCCGUCCCCGCUGGCGAGAAGGUGGGAGACGGAGCCAGGCCGUGAGAAUGUCUGUGUGUGUGUGUCUGUGUCUGUGUCUGUGGAACAUGCCCUCUGGUGGCCUGGAGAAGUACUGUUGCCCUGAAGCAAUAUCAGCAGUCACCGGGCAGGCUGCGUCUGAAAUGUGCAGCUCCUUAACGAGACACAGAAGUGCCUCCAUCGUCUUCUGUCUUCUCUGCGAACCUCUCUGGUGCUACACACGUCAGUGUGUUGUCCAGGAAAGUCAAAUAAGCUGACCAUAGCUGAGUAUUUGAAUACAAAUGAUUUUUUUUCUACCAUUUUGAAUGAUCUUUUAUAAUACAGGGUUAUUCUGUCGUUUCCUCUUUUAUUUUUUUCUCCUCCUUUUUUGCUCAGUGCCAAAAGUGAGAUGAUAUUGACAUACUCUACUUGAGUAAUACAAACCAAAAGAACUUAAGGGCUGUUCACAACAAGAACGAUAACUAUAAUGAUGGCUAUUUAAAAAUAUUGUUCUCGUUAAUAUGAACGACUACGUUCACACAUAAACUAUAACAAUAGUGACAUGAAGAACGAUAUCGUUGUUGAUCACUUUCAGACCGAUUUUGAGAACGAUAAACAGCCAACAGCCAAUCAGAGCCUAUCACAUUCAUUACCACAAAGAGAAACUUCUGUCAGUGUGGACACUUUUAUGGUUAUGGUUAUCGUUCUUGGUGUGAAUGCCCCUUUAGUGGGAGGUUUUUGUGUUCCCCAGACUACUUUUGCACUCCUUUGCAUGUUUCUUAACUGUAAGCUUACUUUGCCUACAGUUAGGUAUAGUGUGGGAGUGCAAAAUGAUUUUAGGACAAAACAAAUUCCACCCUGGCCUUUUUUUUUUUAUCAGCUUUGUGCUAAAACAUUGCGAGCUGCUUUAGCUUUUCGUUGGAUUCUACUUCAUAUUUGACUAAAGUGUAUCAUCGAUUUCUGCAGCAGAAUCCUACUCCAUGUAUAAUAUAUUUAUCAAUAUUGUAUCACCUUCCCUCCUCCUUUUUUUUUAAUCCUUAUUUAAAAAAAAAUGUUUCAUACAGUAUGUUUGCCAUUAGACAUAGAAACAGAUCUCAAUCCAACAGAAAUCCAAUUUUGGGUAGAGAUUUUUUUGCUAUCGGUUUUAAGACAUAACAGAGCAAGUAAAGAUAUCAGUGAUGUAUUAAAGCUGCUGAUGCACCAUAACGUCAACCCACAUGGCACAUAAACUGACCGUAAUGUUACUGUAUGCAUGUACGUUCACUCACAUUCAGUUACAUUAAUCUUCUAAUGGGAUGGGUACUGCAGUUAGAUAGCGCUUCACAUGUGCAGAAUGAACACAGCUUUUUUUUUUUUUUUUAUCUUUGCACUGCAGUCAAGACAUUUGAGAUUUGUUUAUCUGGUUAUCAUCUGCGAUGUUUUUCUUAAUUGAGAAUAUCAUAUUGCAAAACAUGUUUCUCUUUGUGAUAAUCACUUUUUUAAAAAUCAAAGCCAAUUGAACACACACAAUGAAAUAGGCAUGGUGCCAUAAGAGGGUAGUUCACAUCACCAGCGGUGCACAUGUCACUUUUGGAUAGUGAUUUCCCGGCAAGUUGUAGGCUCUGUAGGAAGCACACAGUACACAACACAGUGAACAGUUGGACAAAAUGAAGGAAUUCCCACAUAACUGCAGUUGAUCUCUCCAUGCUCUCGAAUGUUAAACUGCUGCUACUACCUUGCAGAUGCUUCGCAAAAUAUUAAUAUUGUCCUUAUGUGACACAAACAGACACAUGCCACAUAAGAUAAUGACAUAUGAGUUAAAAUGUUAUACCAUUUUUUAAACCAAACUGUUUUGUUCAGGACCAUAUGAAAUAUUUCAGGCUUGAUCAAUUGAAUGAGUGAAAGACAGAACGAGGAAGAAAAUGUUGAAACAGAACUAGGAGCAAAGCUUUUGAAACAGUCGAUACAGAACUAGGAGCAAAGCUUUUGAAACAGUCGAUACAGAACUAGGAGCAAAGCUUUAGGAACAAAACUGACUCAACUAUUCUUGCACUGAAUGUAACAUCAAUUAGACACAGUUAUAUCACAUUAACUGUAUUGGAGUGCCUGUGCUCGAAGUAUUGUGAUGAUAAUUUCACAAAACUGCAUAAUUUCCCCGAAUAAUGAUGGGGACAUCACAGGUGUCUUUGGAUAAUUAGAUUUCAUGUUCAGGGCUGGGAGGCAGGAAGUAAUCAUAAUAACUAUAAUGGUUUAUAUAAUUUUAGACACAACCAACUGGUUUGCCUUUCCCUACAGUUCAGGUUUUGAAAACUUGUUUGACCUCUCAACAGGACUGAAGUCAUGGCAACAGAAUCUGUUUUUGCCUCAUUGAUGAUGUGGAGAUCAGUGAAUGCAAUGAGGCACGCGCUACCAGGCAACCACUUUUGAUCAUUAUGCUGUUGAUAAUGCCACUGCAGUUAGAUUUGGUUAGCAUCUAGGAGCCUGACUCUAUCAAGUAUUCAGCUUACUUGGGUUUUUGAUAUAAUUUAUAUUAUAACUUAAUAUAUAUUUUUUUCAUGAAGCAUGUCAACGUUAGCAGCAAUAGUAAGAAUGUCUAUGCAGAGCAUGGAAAUAUCGAUAUUUAAGAAUGCGUAUCCGAUUUAUCAUGAUGUGAGGGCGGUUCAAAUUCUCUUUAACAACACAGUGCAAUACUAUUAUAUCUUUUGACAUUGGUACCUUAGGACAGUUUGAAGUUGAAUUGUUGAAUUUGUAUUUAUCUUUUAUCAUCUCUCUGCACCUGACGCACAAGUUCAAUGCCAAUGUCUCUCUUCUCACCUGUAGCAAGUAAUUCCUGUAACUUAUUGUUUAUUCUCUGUAAACAUUCUCAUUAAAAUACAUCAUUUGUUGUGA